Messenger RNA from Drosophila mauritiana, 600 nucleotides. RefSeq names its product cuticle protein 12.5. Lineage: Eukaryota; Metazoa; Arthropoda; Insecta; Diptera; Drosophilidae. The record is from RefSeq and is a predicted model, not a curated record. The transcript is spliced from 2 exons. The coding region runs from base 96 to 563 and encodes 155 amino acids.
AGUAUAAAAGACGUUGACAGUCCCUCAGCUCAACACAUUCGAAGUCUGUCUCCCUAUCCAGCGACACCAGUCGAAGAAGCCAACUCCACACCAAAAUGUUCAAAUUGUUCGUUCUCGCUGCUCUUUUGGCCGUGGCCGCCGCGAAGCCCGGUCACCUGGCUGCUGCUCCUCUCGUCUACAGCGCUCCCGCCACCACCACCGUCGUCCAGGAGCCCGUUCUGGCCAAAGUGGGUGCCGUUGUGAAGAGCGUGCCCACCGCCGUGUCCCACCAGAGCCUGACCCAGGUGCACAGCACCCCCGUGGUGGAGGAUGUGGUGGCUCCCGUGGUCAAGACCACCGCUGUCCACUCCGCCCCCGUGUUGGCCGCCGCACCCAUUGUGAAGACUGUGGCUCCCGUCGCCUACUCUGCUCCUCUGGCCUACUCCGCCCCGGUGGCCUACUCCUCGUACGCUGCUCCUCUGACCUAUUCCGCACCGGUGGCCUACUCCGCACCCCUCUCCUACGCCGCCCCCGCUCCCCUGCUGCACCACGCCCCCCUUGCCUACGCCGCUGGCGCCUGGUAAUGUGGUGAGGAUCGAAAGAGUUUGAACUAGUUGAAAA